Molecule: messenger RNA, 2169 nt
Organism: Hippoglossus stenolepis (Pacific halibut)
Lineage: Eukaryota; Metazoa; Chordata; Actinopteri; Pleuronectiformes; Pleuronectidae
Gene: plbd1b
Product: phospholipase B domain containing 1b
Exons: 11
Coding region: 229-1836 (535 amino acids)
Biological process (GO): phospholipid catabolic process
Cellular component (GO): extracellular region
Molecular function (GO): glycerophospholipase activity
Source: RefSeq, a predicted model, not a curated record
UCGAGUCCCAUCUGGGGUGAAUUAUCUUAUGCUAAAACUUUUGAUCAAUUUAUCGGAGAGACAAAGUUAAUCACGCUUUCAUCAAAUUUUUACAGCAUCCUGAAAAAUCCGCGUUUCCACAGGUCCUGAGAAACCGAGCUCCAUCAGCGUCGCCCCUCACUGAAGCAAUCACAGCAGCAUUUAUUCUCUGAAGUACAUGGACGGCGGAGGAUCGCAGGAUCAGCCGACAUGGAGAGAAUGUGCGUGCUGCUGAGCACCCUGGCUGCAUCAGUGCAAACCCACCAGCUCAGAGAGGCCACCGUGAACUGGGAUGCUGCCCAGAAAAGUGUGAUCCUGAAGGAGGGGGUGAUGGAGACAGAUGGGGGAGCGUACGGAUACUUCAAUGAUACUCUGCUCCUCUCUGGAUGGGGCGUGUUGGAAAUCCGCGCAGGUUAUGGAGGAAUCCCACAGGAAGACGAGACCACCUUCUUCCUGGCUGGUUACCUGGAGGGUUACCUCACUGCUGGACAGAUGUUCACUCAUUACUCCAACAUGUACCCUCAGCUGAUUAAGAGUGAGAGCGUUCUGAAUCCACUGAAGACGUUUUUGAGCACGCAGGACCGGUGGGCCAGGGAGCAGGUGAAACUUAAGAGAAACCGUGACCCCCUGUGGAAGCAUCUGGGACUGAUCCUGGCCCAGCUGGACGGACUCCAUGCCGGAGCUGCACAGUGGGCCAAAGGCAGACACAGAGAGCCUCUGUCAGCGUUUGCGGUCCAGUUUCUGAAUGGCGUCGGUGACCUCCUGGACCUGGUCCCGGCUCUGACAGCUCGCGCCAACUCCUCAGCGGGGGGCGGCACUUUCAGGAUGCCAGGAAUGGGCCACUGCACUGCUCUCAUAAAGGUGCUGCCAGGCUUUGAGAACCUGCUGUUCGGCCACUCUAGCUGGUACACUUACGCAGCCACCACGCGCAUCUACAAACACUGGGACUUCAAGGUCAUUGACACACACACUGCCACUGGAAUGAUGUCGUUCAGCAGCUAUCCUGGCUUCCUGAUGUCCCUGGACGACUUCUACCUGCUCGGGAGCGGCCUCCUAAUGACUCAGACAUCCAUCGGCGUGUUCAACGCUUCCCUGUUCUCCCAGCUUGGCCCUCGCAGCCUGCUGGCCUGGCAGAGGGUGCGCCUGGCCAACAGCCUGGCACACAGCGGAGAGGAGUGGGCACAAGUUUUCUCCAAACACAACUCAGGUACAUAUAACAGCCAGUACAUGGUGUUGGACCUGAGCAGGGUCUCUCUGGGUCACAGCAUCCGGAACGGAGCUCUCAUUGUGGUGGAGCAGAUCCCUGGGAAGGUGAUGCACUCCGAUCAGACUCAAGCUCUACGCAGAGGUUAUUGGCCAUCCUACAACAUACCAUUUCACGUUGAAAUCUACAACCUGAGUGGGUACGGCGUGAUGUGGAAGAGAUACGGAGUGGACUUCUCUUACGACCUCUGUCCCCGAGCCAAAAUCCUCCGCAGGGACCAGGCCAAGGUGUCGAACCUCAAGUCCCUCAAACACAUCAUGAGAUACAACAACUACAAGAGAGACCCCUACUCUAAGGGCCAUCCAUGUAAGACCAUCUGUUGCCGUAACGACCUGAGACCAAUGAGGCCACGCCCGGGAGGUUGCUAUGACACUAAGGUGACAGACUACCAGAUGGCUCUGCAGCUGGUCGCGGAGGCAAUAAAUGGCCCCACGACACAGGGGGGUCUGCAGCCGUUCUCGUGGCAGUCCUUCAACCUCACAACUCAUCAGGGUCUCCCGCACACCUACAAUUUCCCCUUCGUCGUCAUGACGCCCGCACUGCACCAGCCCUGAGAGCACAGAGACCGCAGAUGACAUCCUAAAAUGUGUCAACAUGACAUUCAGAGUACAUAUGAGAUAACUGAGCACAAUGUAAAAGACUGACAAUAUAUACAGUACUACAUAUGUCUCACUAAUUUGAUCUUUAAAGGAACAGUGUGAGGGAUGUAUUGGUAGAAUAUAACACUUUUCAGACCUGACCUGCGGGUCAAGGAGGGAAGAGACGUAUUAACUCUGCAGCGUAGAUCACGUGAGUUUGUUUACAGCACCCAGACAUCGUCGUCUGGUCUGAUCACUUCAAACUCUCUUGACAUCUUUGUCUGUGUCUUCUACGUUUAUGACACAACU